Microthlaspi erraticum is the source of this 330-nucleotide messenger RNA. Lineage: Eukaryota; Viridiplantae; Streptophyta; Magnoliopsida; Brassicales; Brassicaceae. The record is from the annotation of a GenBank genome assembly.
AUGAAGUAUGAUGGGACAAGGUCUAUGCAUGAACAUUGCAUUGAAAUGACCAACCUUGCGGCUAAACUAAAGAAUUUAGGGAUGAGUGUGGACGAUUCAUUUCUCGUCCAGUUUAUCCUAAAUUCCCUUCCUCCUCAGUAUGGACCAUUUCAGAUCAAUUAUAAUACCACAGAUGAAAAGUGGACAUCUAAUGAAUUGACUGGAAAGUUGGUCCAAGAGGAGUCAAGGCUUGGCCGUGAAGGUAUUAAAGUUGCCCAUUAUGUUCAAGGAGCUGGAUCUAAAGUGGGAAAAGGCAUCAAAAGAGCCAUAAAAGAGCACCACCCAACAUGA